AGCGGCUCUCCCACGCGCCAACCGCUCGCUUUGCGCCAACUUCCGAGUCACUCUUAUCUUUGGAGUUUGUUUUCAACGGUCUUGGCGCGGAUAUGGGCGCUGUAGAGACCAGACACCGCCCUCCAACUCCACCACGAUGAUCGUGAGGGAGAGCCCUAAGUCUAGGGUGCAGAAAGAACAGCAGAACUGGCCGCCGAGAUCCCCGCGCGAAGCUCUACUGAGCUCGCCUUCUGGCCGCCGGAAGUACCAACAACAGCGUGAGCGCAACUCCGUGUCUCCCUCGCCGAUCAAGCGCCGCCCGUUAUCGCGCGCCCAGCCGGAAUCCGACGACGAAGAGGAGGAAGAUGAGGAGACGCUGCAGCUGCAGCUCCAGGCCAUUGAAGCGAGGUUGAAGCUGAAGAAGCUGCAGAAGGCGCGGAAAGCUACAGAAGAUGGAGAAGGCGACAGUAUUGGCACAACUUCGAGGCCCGGGACAGCGGCCAGUCUGCGGAGGGUAGAGCUUCCGAGACCACAGUCUGAGGUUCAGGUGCCGGUUUCGCCUACACGGAAUCGAAGAGCGCAGGAGGAGCAGAAGAGUCCCGCACGAGUCCGGCUGGGAAUCGAUAAGGGACUCAGAGCGCAAGAUGUUAGCCUUAAGCGGGCGGCGAGCUUUUCUGCUAGGGGCAAAGCUGGGGGGGCAUCGGCGGGGCUGUCACGAGCGAGCUCAACAAAGACAACAGAAGCACCGCGAGGCAAGUCAUUCAGCGAACGAAUAGCGGAAAGCAGAAAUAAGGAGAAAGAGCGGGAGGAGAAGCAGGCCAGGAUCGAUAAGAGCAGGAGUCGAGGUUUCGGACUACACAACAUUGAAGGCCUGAAGGACGGGCCGAAGUCACGGACGGGCUCUUCGCUGAGCGCGGGAACCAGGAGCUCACAGGAUACGGCUUUAUCUGGGAGACAUCUAGACAGAGCACAGAGUAAAUCUGUCAGUGACCUCCGCAACACCGCGACACCACGGCCAGGCUCGAACCUUUCCGCAAGGUCAGAGCGCUCAUACACACCGUCCACGUCUUCAAGAGCUUCUUCCAAGGGCUUUGGCGCCACAGCUACCGCGUCCAAGUAUGCGGAGAUCUCUCAACGAGACGACGGCACAGAUGCGCCUAGCUUCGAAUCAUUCUCCGGUCUUCACUUGAAGUCCCGUGAGAUGCAACACAACGUCAUAACGCGUACUUUGGAAGGCAAGACUGUCGUCACGAUACCACAGCUCCUGAAGACUGUCAAAGCGCCAGACUACGAGCCGCCGGAUAUGGAGAAUGACUAUGUUGUUCUUGGGGUUAUAGCAUCCAAAUCCUCACCGCUCACACCAAAAAGCGCUGUUCGAGAACGCUCCGCUGGCAAUCAAGAUAUGGAUGCGAAUCAGACGAACAAGUUCAUGGUCAUUCGGCUUACAGACCUGAAAUGGGAACUCGACCUCUUCCUCUUUGAUACUGGCUUCUCGCAGUUCUGGAAACUUCCAAUAGGAACGCUGGUCGCAAUACUCAAUCCGGACAUUAUGCCGCCCCGUAACAGGGACACGGGCAAAUUCUCUCUCAAACUCGCAAGCUCUGACGACACCAUUCUCGAGAUAGGUAUUGCCAGGGACCUGGACUUCUGCCAUGCCAUGCGAAAAGACGGCAAAGAGUGCGGCCAGUGGAUUGACGGACGCAAAACCGAGUUCUGCGACUUUCAUAUUGAGCUGCAGGUCGAGAAGAGCAAGCGAGGACGCAUGGAGGUCAACACCAUGACAGGCUUCGGCAAAGGACCUGGUGGGAAGGGAGGGAUGUUCAGUGGUGGCAGAGGUGGCGGCCUCAAAAAAGAUGAUGAUUUGAGGAGAGAGGGCAAAUUCCACGAUCGAUUUCUGCACGAAACGGUUUACAUCGCCCCCUCGGCUGGCGGCGCGGCAAGACUUCUGGAUCGGGACGAACAGCCUUGGGAGCACACGACUCGAGCCGAGAGGCAUCGCAAACAGCUUGCUGAGAAAGAGAAGGAACGCGAGCUCGCGAAGAGGCUGGGCGAGAUUGGCAGUGGCGCUGGGGGUGACUACAUGAAAUUCAAGGGCGCUGAUACACCAAAUCUUGCAGCUGGAGGUGGUGCCGCAGCAGAAGAUCCUUUCAACACGAGGAAAGAGAAAACUUUAGAUGAUGAUACCCUAGGACUGCUCGGAAGGAAAGCGGAGGAUGUCUCCCUUGGGCAUGUUAAGAGGAAGCGCAUUAUUUCUGGAAAGUCGACAUCGUCGAGCGAUCCCGUCGGCUGGGGCGGAGCAUUCAAGCGCGGCCUGCUGCUCUCUCCCAAGAAGGAUACCGGCCCGUCUCGUGAGACACGAGAGACCAGUCCAGCAAAGAAGAAAGCUCGCCUGCUUCUCCCCGAGAAGGGCAUCCGCGAGCCGGGCAGGGAGAGCCUGGGCACUCUUGACGUUGGACUGAUCGCCGCUAUGGACGAAGACGAUGACUUGGAAGUUGUUUGAUUCACAUGAUAUCCACUUUUCUCUUUUGUCAGAGGAGCCACGAUGGGACAGGAUGGUAUGGGCGUUGAACAGGCAGCCUUCUGAUUGGAUGGAGUAAAUUCGGGAAUUCUAAGCGAGUGAAGGUCGAAUUUCUCUUUGCGGUCUUUGGAUACCUCAACUACAAAACGACUUUCUUAGUGUUUAAAUGUGAAGAGACCUCC
Molecule: messenger RNA, 2679 nt
Organism: Trematosphaeria pertusa
Lineage: Eukaryota; Fungi; Ascomycota; Dothideomycetes; Pleosporales; Trematosphaeriaceae
Exons: 2
Coding region: 137-2479 (780 amino acids)
Biological process (GO): DNA replication; DNA replication initiation
Cellular component (GO): nucleus; replication fork protection complex
Molecular function (GO): single-stranded DNA binding; DNA replication origin binding
Source: RefSeq, a predicted model, not a curated record